Molecule: messenger RNA, 3846 nt
Organism: Siniperca chuatsi (mandarin fish)
Lineage: Eukaryota; Metazoa; Chordata; Actinopteri; Centrarchiformes; Sinipercidae
Product: Fc receptor-like protein 5
Exons: 5
Coding region: 175-1185 (336 amino acids)
Biological process (GO): cell surface receptor signaling pathway
Molecular function (GO): transmembrane signaling receptor activity
Source: RefSeq, a predicted model, not a curated record
CAUUUCUUUAUUUUUCUAUUGCAUUCAUUCUCUCACUGUCAUCAUCUUUUCCUGCCUCUCUCGCUCGUUUUCAUUCCUCAAGCCGUUUUAUUUUUCAUUCUACCCUUCUUUUCUUACCUUUCUCUUCACAUUUUUCUUUCUUUUUGUGCAUUUGUAUUACUGUAUUCUUGUUUUAUGCUAAACAUUGUGCAUUUUUCACGCUUUCCUCGACGAUACUUACACGUUUCUUCUUUUCGCACUUUCCCUACUCUCUUCCUGUUUUUGUUUUCUUUUGUCCUCCAUUUCUUUCUUCCUCUCUUAUUUUACUUUCCUCUUUCAUUUUACUUUUACCUUCCUCUCCUCCGGACAGCCUGUCUUCAGGUCAGCCCUGACAGGUCUCAGUUCUUCAGGUACGACUCCAUCACUCUGCGCUGUGAUGAUCAUUUGAACUCUACUGGCUGGAAGGUGAAGAGGAAAACGCUGGAGAGCGGGGUCAGACCCUGCUCCUCCGGCUGGGGCACCUCCUCCUCGGGCUCCACCUGCAUCAUCGGAAACACCUACCCAUCUGACAGCGGGGUGUACUGGUGCGAGUCUGAAAACAGGGAGAGGAGCAACGGCGUCAACAUCACCAUCACUGAUCGUACUGUGAUCCUGGAGAGUCCUGCCCUCCCGGUGUCGCAGGGAGCUGCUGUGACUCUGCGCUGUAAAGCUGAGACGAACUCCUCCGACCACAGGUUUAAUUUCUACAAAGAUGGCCACUCCAUCAGCAGCAACUCCACAGGAGAGAUGAACAUUCACAGUGCUUCCAAAUCUGAUGAAGGACUCUACAAGUGCAGCAUCACUGGAGGUGGAGAAUCAGUGGGCAGCUGGCUGGCUGUUGAAGCUUCUCAUCCACCUUCAUCUUCAGCUCCGCCUGCAUCUCCAGUUUCUGUCUCCAGACUGAUGUAUCACCUGGUGGUGGGAACUCCUUACCUGCUGUCCACCAUCUUACUGGGACUCAUAUACAGAGACAGAGCGAGAGAUCUAUUCUUAAUCCCACCCACAAAGAGUGAGAGUAAGAGUGAACCAUGCUACCAUCGUGACAGAUUGGGGUUUGAGGUUGGAGGUAAACUCCAACAUUGCAACAUAAUGUGCAGCAGCUCAGACGGUUGCAGAGAGAAGAGGCAGCAACGAUGUUAUCAUGGAAAUAGUCGUAUAGUCUUGUAAACUGCAAAAAGCGACAUAGAAUUUCUGCAUGCGACCUUCCACCACAGGAUGUCCUGGAGAUCCAUUUUUACCACCAGCGUUGAGUUAAAUGAUCUGCUGUGUUUGAUAUUUGAUGGAUGUUUGAUACCACUGACUAAACAUUUUCAUGCAUUCAUUGAUCAUGCUUCCUACGUAACCUCUCUUUUUCCUACAGAUCACUUUCACUUGUGUCAUCUGCGUAGCCAUCUGCACAUACAGUGAUGGUCUCCAGUGUCAACGUCAAACACUUUGUAGGUCUAUGUCCAACCACCCACCGUGACCUUAUAUCUAAGAGACAACAGUCACUAAAUGUAAACAUAAGUCUAAAAACAGCAUAGAUAGUGCCGCACCUAAUAAUGGCCGCAUAAAAUGUAAAAAUUAGGGAAUUUAAUUUAAUCUUUUUUGUAUCAUAAACAUCUGUGAUUAGCUGUUGAACUGAAGUUUGUGACUGGGUCACCACAUCCGUAAUGGAUGCAAAUUCUGUCAUUCUCCUUCUUCCUUUCCUUUUCUUUCUUCUUCCAAGUUAAUCCCAGGUAGGAAAGGCACAGGUGUUACUAAUAUCAUUAACGAUGGAGUGUCCCAGUAAGCCGUGACAGUGAGCUAGCAUGCACAAUACCAGGGCCCAUAAACUGACGCAGGUAAAUGGAAUUUAGCCAUCAUUAAUUUUAUUACUUACACCUGCACUUUUCCUGCUGCGUUAGCUGUCUUCAGGGGAAAAGGUCAAGUGGGAUGCUGAUAAAGAAAGCGCAGCUGGCCUUUUUAAUGCUCUCAGUGUAGUCUUGUUUGUAUAACAGUGUAAGUUGGUUUUUAACUGAGACAAAUUAUGCUGUAUAAUUCCUGUGUUACACACUGCUGUUGAGUGUGAAAAGGAAGUGGAAGGAGCAUGAGGGCGUUUGUUUUCUGAGAGACGUGUUUGUGGUUUGGUUGUUUUCAUCAUGCAAUCAUGUAUGAGGUGUGAAGUUUUAGUCCAGCUAGCUAUUGUUUAGUUUUUUUUCCAUUUGACAUUUUAUCUGAACUGAAUUUACUCAAAACUGGAAAUUGUUUUUAAUAUUAACAGUCAACAGAAAUUGCUUUGUCUGGAGAGUGACACACAAAUAACUGCUGUAAAUGGUUUUAUUCUCUUCUCACAUUCUUAUUCUUCUAUAACAUAAGUGUUACUUUAAAUUACAAACAGGAAAAGAACAAACAUUUUAGCAUUUUUUUUGUCAGCGAUUUACUAAAUCAGUGUUUUUGCCUGUGUGGGUCGGUUGUGGUGAGAUUAUCUGAGAGUCAUUUCUCAGAAGUGGAAACAAGGAGAGGACUUUGUGCUACUUUAAAACCAACAAAUAGGCCAACAGUUUUCAGUACUUUAAACGUGUCUCAUUUAAACUGACAAUGUCUCAAAAUGCUUUGAAACAAGUGUAACUACAUUGAAAAUAAACAAUUUCAAGUAUCUGCUCUGGCAGGUUUAAGAAAAUACACAUUUAGAUUUAGAGUAAAGAAUUAAUUGACCUAUAUUUUGCAGUGUGAUUGGAAACUUUUGUGGUUUGGUAUCUCACAGGUUAAAAUCACUGUGAACACAACAUCUCCAACUUUCCAGGUAUAUACUGUUGUGUUACUAGAAUGCAGUGCAAUUAAUUUCAAGGUAAAUGGAUUUGUCAUCAUUAUUUUACGAGGUAGGAAAUAGUAUGUUCAAUGAGCACAACCAGAAGGUCACGUUAGAAAAAUCUUACAACAUGGUUUCGAGACAUACUACUUUUUCUAAGCAAAGAAGGAGGUAUCAAGGAAAUGUUAAAGUUAAUAUAUUUGAUUACAUUGUGUGCAGUGUUGACUUCAGAAUGUAAAUGCAGGAUAAAAUAAGAAACAAAACUAGCUAAAUAUGUGAAAUUUAACCAAAGGUAAACCAAAUUGCAAAAAUUUUAAAGGUGUCAUGGUUUGAGGGUUUUGAGUUUAGUCACUUCCAGUUUUAUUUUGUAUACUUGCCUCUCCUCAUGUGUUUUGUGGAGCUUCACUUCCUGUCUUUGUGUUUUUCCGUCCAGUUUUGAUUGUUUGCCCCGCCCUGAUUAGUUUCACAUGUGUCUAGUUAUUUUUCCAUCACUUGUGUAUUUAGUCUGUGUGAUUCCUUUGUUCUUUUGUCAGUUCGUCCCAGUUGCUAUGUUGGCUCUUGCUUUUGGUUUUCUGCCAUUUGGACCUGUAUCUGCCUACGUAUGUACUUGCCUGCCUAUUCAUGUAGAAAUAUACAAAAUGUGCCCUCAUAAAGGAGUUCAAAAAUAAUAACAAAAGCUGUUUCAGUAUGACAUGACAGCUGGUUAGUAUCCAGAUGUUACAAAAGUUAAAAGUUGUUACUCUAAUGUUAACAAAAUUGUUUGUUUUGUGCUGAUCUGUAUGCAUUUUAUUGUUCAGUUUUGUGUGUAAAUGCUGUGGUAUGUGGCACUGGUUCAUGCUAUUUACUUGUCCCUAUACAAAUAAACAUUAAAUAAAGAAACAAAUGCAGUAGAACUCACCAUAACCUAUAAACACAUAUUGAUGUGUAAAAUUAAGAGGAUACUUUGUCCAGACCAUACAAUCAAAUUGCAGAGAACUUUUGAACUCCAUUUCUUUCAUGCAAAACAUCACUCCUAAAAGUGGAAGCCAUUUCUAUUUCAAUAAAACUAUCAGAGCCUU